Molecule: messenger RNA, 658 nt
Organism: Hemibagrus wyckioides
Lineage: Eukaryota; Metazoa; Chordata; Actinopteri; Siluriformes; Bagridae
Product: C-C motif chemokine 3-like 1
Exons: 3
Coding region: 97-399 (100 amino acids)
Biological process (GO): cellular response to tumor necrosis factor; cellular response to type II interferon; chemokine-mediated signaling pathway
Cellular component (GO): extracellular region
Molecular function (GO): chemokine activity; CCR chemokine receptor binding
Source: RefSeq, a predicted model, not a curated record
GUAUAUAAAAGAUGGAGAGAAGCUCUCUCCUCCAGCACUCGAUUCCUCUCUCCUGAUCUCCGUCUCUCUCUGUGAGAAACCAGACCUUCUGCUAGGAUGAAGAACCUGAUGGCCCGGCUGUUUCUGAUGUCUCUCUGCUCUCUUCAUCUGGUGUUUAGUGCUCCCACUAGUUUUGACCACAAGACUCCAUGCUGUCCAGGCACAACUAAAAUGAAGAUUCCACUGAAGAACAUUGUGAAACACUGGAGGACCAGCAGUGACUGCCCCAUAAAGGCCAUUGUCUUUGAGACUCAUAAUAAAGAAAAGAACACUAAGAACAGAUUCUGUUUGGAUCCUACGGCCCCUUGGGUCAAAAAUUACCUGAAUGAACAACAACUUGGUGCGAAAGCAAGCAUCUGAGCCUCAACAUCAGACAGGAUUUCAACACAGAACACUACAUUAUUAUUAUAACCUGUUUUGUUAGUAUAUAUUUAGUUUAGUUUUGUUUUUACAGUUAAUAUAUUCUCACCUCUGGGCCUCAGUGUGAUGGCGCCACCGGGUGUUUAUAAGAGUUUAUUAUCACCAUCUGUGUCUUCUAACAUGUUUAAUAACCUAUAAAUCUAUCAGUAAAAUGGCAUGAAGUGACUAUUAUACACGUGUAACAUGUAACUGUUCUAAU